Molecule: messenger RNA, 1416 nt
Organism: Schistocerca serialis cubense
Lineage: Eukaryota; Metazoa; Arthropoda; Insecta; Orthoptera; Acrididae
Product: katanin p60 ATPase-containing subunit A-like 1
Exons: 7
Coding region: 1-1374 (457 amino acids)
Biological process (GO): microtubule severing
Cellular component (GO): microtubule cytoskeleton
Molecular function (GO): ATP binding; microtubule binding; ATP hydrolysis activity
Source: RefSeq, a predicted model, not a curated record
AUGAUAGGCAGAGAUCGGCAGAACGCAUUUAGCCGACUGCGUGCUGUGUUGCAGCCCGAGGUCGUCGCACUCUGUGCUGCACCAGGUGACGCGGAAGAUGGACGCGAUGACGCUGCUGGAGCCGUUCGCCUUCACCAAGAUGACGACGACGCGCUGGCAGUCGCACGCGCCGCCCCCGCAGCCACAGCGCCGGACAGCCGCCAAGCAGCACCCGCAGCCCGCUCACCGCCCACGCGCCCGCCUGCACAGGAACAAGUCACCCGCCACAGCCGAUCCAGGAAGUCUCAUUCAAUGGACCGCACUCCAUGCCUGACAAAGCGGUCACAUCCUGGAGCAGCAGUGAGCGUGAAAACACAAGAACCUGUAAGACGGAGCAAUGAGGGACCGCCUUCAUUACCAUCUGCAAUACCUUCACAAGAUAGUGAUUCUCAUGAAACCCCACCAAAAGUGUUCCAGGCUGCCCAGUAUGAACAGCAUCUUGUAGAGACACUUGAAAAGGAUAUCAUUCAUAGAAAUCCUAAUGUGCAGUGGAACCGUGUUGCUGGGCUGAGCGAAGCAAAAGCAAUACUUCAGGAAGCCAUGGUACUCCCAAUGCUGAUGCCUGAUUUCUUCUGUGGAAUAAGAAGACCAUGGAAAGGAAUUCUUAUGGUGGGACCUCCAGGAACAGGAAAGACUAUGUUGGCUAAGGCAGUUGCAACUGAGUGUGGUUCAACAUUCUUCAAUAUUUCUUCAGCAACACUUACCUCAAAAUACCGUGGAGACUCAGAAAAGCUUGUGCGACUAUUAUUUGAAAUGGUUCACUUUUAUACCCCAAGCACUAUUUUUAUAAAUGAAACAGAUUCACUGUGUUCACAACGUCGUACAGAUUCAGAACAUGAAGCUUCCCGAAGAUUUAAGGCAGAACUGUUGAUUCAAAUGGAUGGUCUUAAUUCUAACAGUUCAGAUAACAAGGUGAUAAUGGUACUAGCAGCAACCAACCAUCCAUGGAACAUUGAUGAGGCAUUUCGCCGAAGAUUUGAGAAAAGGAUAUAUAUUCCUCUUCCAAACGAUGAAACAAGAUCUGCCUUGGUGAAACUAUGCCUAGAAGGAGUAAAUGUUGAUCCUCCUCUAGAUACUAACAAAGUUGCUGACAGCCUUAAGGGCUACACAGGAUCAGACAUAAGUAAUGUAUGUAGGGAUGCUGCCCUUAUGGCAAUGAGGCAUAAAAUAUGUGGCAGGAGUCCAGAAGAAAUUAAGAAAAUCAAGAAAGAAGAUGUUGAUCUACCAGUAACUAUGCAGGAUUUUGAUGAAGCAUUAACAAGAUGUAAAAAAAGUGUAUCAGCAGGAGACAUUGCAAAAUAUGAAGUUUGGAUGGAAGAAUUUGGAUCUUGCUAGAGACCUUGAAGUGAUGAUUAUUUUUUAUGAAGUGUAAAAUGA